UAUAAGCCGCGUGCACACUGACGGGGCACAGUUCAAGUGUGCACACGGCUUAAACAUGAAACUUCUAAUCGUGUCCUGCCUCCUGGCCUUCGCGGCUGCCGAUGUGUCGCACCUCAAGCAAGCCGGCGGCGAGCAAAACGCACAGAUCCUGAGGCAGGAGUCCGAUGUAGACCCGGAAGGCAACUUCCAGUAUGCCUUCGAAACCGACAACGGUAUCCAGGCUCAGGCGCAGGGACAACUCAAAUCCGCUGGUGAGGAAGCCGCCGUAGUUAUCCAAGGCCAGAACGCGUGGAAGACCCCUGAGGGAGAACAGGUUCAGCUCACAUACGUCGCUGAUGAGAACGGUUACCAGCCCCAGGGCUCUCAUCUCCCCACCCCUUCCCCCAUUCCGGAGGCCAUCAUCCGCGCCCUCGAGUACAUCAGGGCGCACCCCCCACCACCAGAACAGAACUAAGUUAAACACGAAGUGACCCCGUCUUUUAACACCUGUUGCCUCGCGAGGCAACUUGACUUCCCCACGAGGCAACACCUUGAGCUACCUAAGGUCCCACUUAAAUAAAAGGGAGACCGAGCGAUUUAUAGUUCAUAGCUCGGCGGCGAACUAUAACUCGCUUGCGAUAUAAUCUCUUUUAGAUGACUCGCGAGGCAACUACUCUACGAGGCAACUUAUGCAGCCUAAAUACUGCUUACUUUUUUAACAAUUGAAAAUCACUUAUAACUUUUAAAAUCUCGUAUGUCAGUAUAAAGUAUUGAGAUAUGACAUUUUUAAGUUUUUUUUUUGUGAUUUUUUGUUGGUUACCUUUUCACCUUCUAGUCAUAAUUUUCUAUUGCACAUAUCUUCUUUGCACUUCUGUAUCUUGAAGACGAAAGGUCAUGUUUAUGUAGAUAAUAUAAUACUCAAUUGCCAUUAGAUCCUAGUACAUAGUGAUACCUGGAUUUUUUUAAUAAAUUUAUGUUAAAAA
This is a messenger RNA of Leguminivora glycinivorella, 962 nucleotides long. It is a transcript of the gene CPR6, whose product is annotated as larval cuticle protein LCP-17-like. The transcript is spliced from 4 exons. Lineage: Eukaryota; Metazoa; Arthropoda; Insecta; Lepidoptera; Tortricidae. Bases 56 to 454 code for a protein of 132 amino acids. The record is from RefSeq and is a predicted model, not a curated record. Gene Ontology annotation, cellular component: chitin-based extracellular matrix. Gene Ontology annotation, molecular function: structural constituent of chitin-based larval cuticle.